ACUCUGCACGCAGAAGAAACGCAGCCGAGGUCUGCGCAGCACCUACACAGGGUGAGGACAGUAUGAGGACGCUGGCUCUUCACUUGGUUUUCAUUGGUUUGUACCUGCAGGUAUCCACAUGCUACCAGUCAUGCACUUUGUACGGCCUCCUAGCUGCUUGCCAUGCAGAGCACCUGUACUGGGUUCCUGCUCUGCCGCCUAACAUCACCCACCUCUACCUGGAAUUGAACUACAUCAGUGAGAUCAACAGCACCGCACUCAGAGCCUACGAUCAGCUGCUACAAUUAGACCUCGGACAGCAGAAAGUGCCGCUCAUCAUAAGGAACAACGCUUUCCUCAGGCAGAGAAAACUCAUGAAGUUGGUUCUAGGAAACAAUAUUGGCCUUCAGCUGGAGCCAAGGGCAUUCGCAGGACUGUUCAAUUUACAACACCUCUUUUUGGAUCAUUGCAAUUUGAAAGAGUCCAUACUGGCAGAAAACUAUCUGCAGCCACUUUUCUCCUUAGAAACGCUCGAUCUCAUGGGGAACAAAAUAGUGAGACUCCGACCUGGACAGUUCUUUUCAAGACUCACAAAGUUCACACAACUGAACCUCAAACUGAAUCAGAUUGGAAGAUUAUGUGAAGAGGAUCUUGUGGGUUUCCAGGGGAAAAACUUCAAGCUCCUGAACCUGAACUCCAACUAUUUACACAGCACGUACACUGGAGAUUUUGACUGGGAAAGGUGUGGCAACCCUUUCAGAAGGAUGACCUUCAAUAUCCUUGACUUGUCCACCACUGGGUUCAACGUGGACACAUUAAGUCGAUUUUUUAAAGCAAUAGAGGGGACUCCAAUCGCUCAUCUUAUAUUCUCUGGAUCUGUGGGCAAAGGCUUUUCACAUGACAACUUCCCUGAUCCGGAUGAAAGCACAUUCAAAGGUCUCAUGAACAGCACAGUUGAAAUUUUAGAUCUGUCUAAAAAUUGGAUAUUUGCUUUGCAGAGGGCUGUUUUUAGUCCUCUAAAGGAUGUAAUAAUUAUUGACGUUUCCAAAAACAAAAUCAACCAGAUAAAGAGAAAUGCCUUCGAUGGUCUUCAAGGACAUUUACGAAUGCUCAACCUGUCAUCCAACCUCCUUGGAGAAAUAUAUUCUCACACAUUCCUCAAUCUGACAGACCUCAGGGUGCUCGAUUUGUCUCACAACCACAUCGGUGCUUUGGGAUACAAAGCAUUCAGUGGUCUCCCCAAAUUACGUGCAUUAUAUCUGACAGGAAACUCACUGCGACAUCUGGGUUUUCCUGAGUCAUUACCAAACUUGGAUUUUCUUCUUUUGGCCGACAAUAAGCUGAAUUCACUUAGCAGUAUCAUUGACUUGGGUAUGACCAGUAUCCAUGUGGACGUUGCAGAUAACAGAUUAACAAACUUGAAGGACGUUUAUGACAUUUUGUCUCAUUUCAGUCGUCUCCAGAAUUUCUUCUAUGGUGGCAACUUCAUCAAGUGGUGCACACCAGGUCCAAAUAUUUCAAGACUUCAUAAUAAUAGCUUGCAAGUGUUGGAUCUUCACGACAGUUCCCUGCAGAUCAUCUGGACGCAGGGGCUGUGCCUUGACCUGUUCGAUCAUCUUGAGGGUCUGCUCGGCCUAAAUUUAAGCUUCAACUCACUCUCCACCCUCCCACAAGGAAUUUUCAGCGGUCUAAGCUCAAUCGUAGAGAUUGACCUCUCGUUUAAUGCCUUAACCUAUCUGCAGCCGGAUAUCUUUCCAGUCAGCCUGAAAAACCUCAACCUCGCGAACAACUUCCUAGCCUCCCCAGACCCGACAACUUUUCAGUCCCUCAGCUUCCUCAGCCUCGCAGUAAAUCGUUUCCACUGCAACUGCCAUCUGGAGAGCUUCCUGAUUUGGCUUAACGUGACAAAUAUAACCUUUCUGAGCCCAGUUGAGGAGUACAGAUGUGAGUUUCCAGCUGCCCUCCGUUCUGUCCCUCUGCUGCAGUACUCCACCAGCAUGGAACCGUGUGAGGAAGAUGACGAAAAGGCCGUCCAGGGUCUUAAGUUUGCUCUCUUCAUCUUCUCUGCACUCCUCAUCAUCACGGUCAGCCUCAGCGGGAUUGUUUACGCCCGUCUCCGAGGACGCAUAUUCAUCAUCUACAAAAAGAUGAUCAGCAGGGUUCUCGAGGGUCCCAAAGCGGCCCCUCCUGUGGACACGGCGCAGUACGAUGCCUUCUUCUGCUUCAGCAACAAUGACUAUGGGUGGGUGGAGGCCGCUUUGCUGAAGAAGCUUGAUAACCAGUUUUCAGAGGAGAACAUCUUCCGCUGUUGUUUUGAGGCCAGAGACUUCCUGCCAGGUGAAGAUCAUCUUUCCAACAUCAGAGACGCCAUCUGGGGCAGCAGGAAGACAGUGUGCAUCGUGUCCAAGGAGUUCCUCAAAGAUGGUUGGUGCUUGGAGGCGUUCACAUUGGCCCAGGGCCGGAUGCUGGAGGAGCUGACAAACGUCCUGAUCAUGCUGGUGGUAGGGAAGGUGGCUCACUACCAGCUGAUGAAGUACAACGCAGUCAGAGCUUUCGUCCAGAGGAGGGAGUACCUGGUCUGGCCAGAGGACCCUCAGGACCUGGCGUGGUUUUAUGAGCAGCUUGUCUCACGGAUAAUCAAAGACACAAAGGUGAAAAAUGUCGCAGGGGAUGUUGCAGGGGACAAAGCUGAGCCUACACAGUCUGAUAUUCAGCCUCAGGAUGGAGACAAUAUCAAGCUACAGGACAUCAGAGCUCUGACUGUAUGCUAAAGAAAACCAGCGUUAACCCAGAUAACCUACCCUGCUGAGGUGUCACCAGUUAGUCAGUAUUCAAGUUCCUUAGCAAGACGAGAAGAAGUUCUCCCUUUGCUGGUCUUUUCAUCAAAAUAGGAAAUGACAACAUCCUUCAAGCUGAGUUGUACAGAACCAGAUGUAGACGUCUACCAGACCCUGCAGAAUCUGCUCUGUUGAGUAUCCUUCAGUGUGUUUGGGUGAUUUGUGGCAGGGGUAAAAUACAUUUAUAUUUCCUUUUUAAAAAGUUUUUUUUGUUGUUGUUGUUCUCAGCCCUUACAGCACUCAGUUACCCAAUGAGAUGUACAAACGAUUGUUAUGUUAAUGGAUGGAUGAAGUAAAACCCCUGCACAGCUUUACAAUCUAGAAGAGGAAAGUUUUUCAUCAGAGCAGGUGUUACGUAACUGCAGCUCCAGGCAGACCUCAACAGCGGCGUGUUGAUUGAAAUGUGUGUUGAAAUGGCCAGUUUAAGUAGUCAAUAUGUGAAGAGCUGCUGUCAAUCUUAUGACCCCUAUACUGCAUGAGGGCAUUUGUUUGCAGAAUUGUUCCAGUAUUUGAGGUUGUAUGUAAAAUCUCAAAAAGACAAACUUCUACCUGAAAUUGUUUUUAGUUGUCUGAUGAACACCCAAAGGUUUUAUAUAUAUGAUGAUAUGAACAGAAAAGCAGCAAAUCCCUGUCAGGUUUUGUCAGUGACCUGCUUGAUGGGUUUGGAUGGAUCAUGGAUUUUCAUGUUCUGCAAAAAUGAA
This is a messenger RNA of Chelmon rostratus (copperband butterflyfish), 3517 nucleotides long. RefSeq names its product toll-like receptor 5. The coding region runs from base 63 to 2750 and encodes 895 amino acids. The record is from RefSeq and is a predicted model, not a curated record. Gene Ontology annotation, biological process: toll-like receptor signaling pathway; inflammatory response; immune response. NCBI's taxonomy places the organism in Eukaryota, Metazoa, Chordata, Actinopteri, Chaetodontiformes, Chaetodontidae. Gene Ontology annotation, molecular function: protein binding; transmembrane signaling receptor activity. The transcript has 5 exons. Gene Ontology annotation, cellular component: membrane.